GCUCGAUAUUUGUGCUCGUUUUGGAGAUGGGCCAAUCCUGUGAACUUUCUUCCUCGAGACGGGAAUAGAAAGGGGACAAUUAGUCCAUUUUUGAUCCUCUUGGUUGUUCUCGGAGAAGAACCAUUUUGGUCUACAGCCUAUACAACAUGCUUGUAUGUAACAUAAAUCACUAGCGAAAGGAAUAUCUCCUUUUAUGACGCCUAGGAAUCUAGAAUAUUGACAGCCAAGUGUUCUGUUCGAUCGGAGCACGAAGGCUUUAGAGGUUGGAAGCGAGUGAAGAUUUCCGAGUGAAGAUGUCUCAUCCAAGGACAAGAGCGCUCCCGGCUGUCAUUAUCGACAACGGAUCUGGGUUGUGCAAGGCGGGCGUUUCCGGAGAGCAGGCGCCACGGACCGUGGUGGCUUCCGUCGUGGGCUACCCCAAAUCGAAAGCCAUUAUGUUCGGCCCGGUGCAGAGGCAGUACUACGUCGGGAGAGAAGCCCACGCCAAGAGAGGGAUCUUGUCGUUCAAAUACCCGAUCGAGCACGGAAUCGUGACCUCCUGGGACGACAUGGAGAAGAUCUGGAGCUACAUCUACAGCCGCGGACUCCGGAUGAGGGCCCAGGAUAGGCCGGCGUUGUUGACCGAGACCCCCAUGAACCCCGCGUCCAACCGGGAAAAAAUGACCGAAGUCAUGUUCGAGCAUUUCCAAGUCCCCGCGUUAUACGUUGGCUUGCAACCACUGAUGGCUCUCUACGCUUCGGCGCGGACGACGGGUCUAGUCCUAGACAGCGGCGACGGCGUCACCGUGACGGUCCCGAUCUACAAAGGCCAUUGCUUGCUCCACGCCAUUUCGAGGAUUAAUUUCGCCGGGCGGGAUAUCACCAAAUAUUUAGCCACGCUUCUCUUGGAAACCGGGCACAGCUUCCUGAGCUCCUCGGAGCAGGAGAUCGUCAAGGACAUCAAGGAGAACCUGUGCUACGUCUCGUUGGAGCCCAACAACGAGACGGAGAAAAGCGUGGUCCAUACUUAUACCCUCCCCGACGGGAGUCCGGUCAAGAUCGGCGAGCAGCUCUACAAAGCUCCGGAGUGUCUUUUCCGCCCGACGGAUGUGGGAAUCACGGCUCCGGGGAUCCAACAAAUGAUCUUGGAGAGCAUUUCCCGAUGCGACGGGAGCAUCCACCAGGACAUGUGGAAGAACAUCGUCGUCGCGGGCGGAUCCACCCUGUUUGCGGGGCUCAGCGAAAGACUUCUGAAAGAGCUCCACGCCCGGGCUCCGAAAAGGAUGUUGCCCAACGUCGAGGCCCCCGAGGAUCGGAUGCACUCGGUCUGGAUCGGCGCGUCGGUGCUCACCAGCUUGCCCUCGUUCCAGGAGCGUUGGGUCACCCAGAAGGAGUACAAAGAAGUGGGCUCCACCGUGCUGCAGAAGAAAUGCAUCUGAGAAGAAUAAACGACCAACCAGAGAGGCCGAAAAAAAAUUAAUAAUAAUAAUAAUUAGUCGAUUGGAACAGCUAGGGAGUGGCUAGUAAACCUUUUCACAAAG
Anolis carolinensis (green anole) is the source of this 1520-nucleotide messenger RNA. RefSeq lists its product as uncharacterized. NCBI's taxonomy places the organism in Eukaryota, Metazoa, Chordata, Lepidosauria, Squamata, Anolidae. The record is from RefSeq and is a predicted model, not a curated record. The transcript has a single exon. The coding region runs from base 294 to 1418 and encodes 374 amino acids.